Messenger RNA from Ceratosolen solmsi marchali, 1791 nucleotides. RefSeq names its product ADP ribosylation factor-like 1 (gene Arl1). The coding region runs from base 544 to 1086 and encodes 180 amino acids. The record is from RefSeq and is a predicted model, not a curated record. Lineage: Eukaryota; Metazoa; Arthropoda; Insecta; Hymenoptera; Agaonidae. The transcript is spliced from 5 exons. Gene Ontology annotation, molecular function: GTP binding; GTPase activity.
CGCCGCCGGGGAAAAAGGCGAAAAUCUCGAUGUCAGCGCCACGUAUAGUCAUUGUAUUAUUGAAAACACAUUUCAUUAUUUGUGUUGCCUAUAAUAUUGGAAAAGGCAUUGUCGGCGACAUUGACCAGUGUAUGGUCCGUCUAUUCCGUUAUCUCUCCAUCUCCUCCCAGAAGUUGUGAAUAAAAUUAAUAAAAUUAAAUUUCAAUAUUAAAUUACAUCCGCAUUCUCAAUAGCGCCAGACGUACAAGUUCAAUGAAAUUGCAACAUUUGCCGCUUGAUAUUUAUUGUAAUAAAAAAGUAUGCCUUAGUUCAACCAGCUGACGGGGACACGUAACUUUCCUCGCCGCAUACGCGUGAGGAGCAGAAAAAUCGUUUUCGCCAAGAUUUAUAAGUUAUUUACCCUCUUGUUUUUGCUAGGAUCGUUUUUCUGGCGUGAAAUUUUAUUUGGCAUCGCUAUUGUGAGCAAUCGCCUUACUAACCUAAAACUAACUUCAUCCUUUUCGUCAUAUAAACUUUAUGCUGUAAAAGUGGAAAAUCCUUGCAAUGGGUGGAUUACUUAGUUAUUUUCGCAAUCUCCUUGGCAGUCGAGAGAUGAGAAUUUUAAUUUUAGGUCUAGAUGGUGCUGGUAAAACAACAAUUUUAUACAGAUUACAAGUUGGAGAAGUAGUAACUACAAUUCCUACCAUUGGGUUUAAUGUCGAACAAGUUACUUAUAAAAAUCUAAAGUUUCAAGUAUGGGAUCUCGGUGGUCAAACAAGUAUACGGCCUUAUUGGAGGUGUUAUUAUUCAAAUACAGAUGCUAUCAUUUAUGUCGUUGAUUCUGCUGAUAGAGAUAGAAUAGGCAUAUCCAAAGAUGAAUUGUUAUAUAUGUUGAGAGAGGACGAGCUACAAAAUGCGAUUCUGGUAGUUCUAGCCAAUAAACAGGACAUGCCUGGAUGUUUGAGUGUCGCGGAAGUUCACCAGGCGCUGGGCCUCGACGCCCUGAAGAAUCGAACAUUCCAAAUCUUCAAGACGUCGGCGAAGAAGGGCGAGGGUCUCGAUCAGGCCAUGGAUUGGCUGUCCAACGCGUUACAAGUUAAGAAAUGAUCGAGUGCUUGGUUUAAGGAUAUAUUAAGAAAACGAUUUUUGAAGUCGGUGACAAUGGAAGGACUAGUCUGGGUGGCUACUGCCGUGUAAAUCCAUCCAAAUUGGCUCGAUGACGUGGGACGAUACUUGUCUUGUGACUCUUGUGCUAAAGAAUUAAAAACAAACCAUAAAAUGCAACAUUAAUUAAAAUAAUAUGAGAAUCUAUUCCGAGAAAAAGUCUGAGAGAAAUAUACAAGUAAUUAAAUGUAUAUUUGAGUAAGUCCAGAUAACACUGUUGUCAGUGUUAGUAAUGCGAUUUGUAAUUACGCGUGACUCUGCUCCCCUUGUAUUUUUGCAAGAUUUUUUUCCAUAGACUAGUACUUUAACAUGAAAUUUCCAGAUAAAUAAAUAUAUCGUUGUAUAUUUAUUUAUUUGAGUGAAUGGUAGAGUAAAGUGUUUUAAAAGCCUACUUUUAUUACCGCUGUUCGCUGGUUCGAUGUUUAUCGUUUUUCUAACGAAGCUGCAGUUACUGCACAAAUUUCUUUAACAAAGGGAUCAUUUUUAUUACUACGUUUUAUAAGGAAUACCAGAGCUUGUGAAUGUUGUAUUAAAAAAAUUUACAAUUUAAUUAGCAAAAGCAUAAUUUUUAAUAAUGCAAUAAAAUUGCACGGAUACUGCAGAUUCAUCAGAAUAAUAUAAUUUAUACAAACUAAAAAAAAAAAAAAA